CGAGUCCGGGGAACAGCCGACAGGAAGCUGCACUACAGGAAGAUGGCGCGCGGCUCUGGACGGGAGGAUUCGUUUGACUGCAUCUUCCUGGCGGAUGACAGGUUCUACUUAGAGGGGUACCGUGAAGGUUUCGAAGCGGGAUCCCGACGAGGGAAGCUGGAGGGACGUAGACACGGAGCGUCGCACGGAGCUAAAUUCUCCACCGAGAUAUCCUUCUACUAUGGGUUUGCUAUUUCCUGGAAAUGUUUCCUCCAAAAAGAUGUAGAUGCCAAAUCAAGGAAGCGUGUGAAGGCUCUAGAGACUUUUUUAAUGCUCAUCCAGAUGUCCUCUCAUGAAGACGCCCAGAAUAAAAACUUACAGCACAAUGUGGAGAGGGUUCGGGCUAAAUUCCGACAGAAAGUUGAAUCUGUUCAUCUGGACACAAAGUUUAAUGUGAGAAGCCUUUCAUCACUCAUCUAAGUGAUUUCAUCAGUCUCAGCUGACUGCAGGUGUGCUCCUUAUUGAAUGUCCAUACAGACUUCAAUGACUACAUCAAAGGUUCCAGUGGGAUGUCUUUCUGAAAAACCUUAUCGGACUGUAUCAGAUCUGUGAAGAAGCAACAAUAUGAAUGGCAAGAGGAGUGCUCUAGGGAAGCCCAGCUGUGAGGCAGGCAGAGGGUGGCCAGUGAUUACUCUGCAACUGAGUGGUUUGAUAUAUUGGGGUUUAAAACACUGACUGUCAUUUGGAAAGAAAUAUGUGGUGGAUUAGCCUAUAUUAAAAUGAAAAUUUCUCAGAGUACUGUAAACUUCAUGACUCUGGGUAUAAUAUAUGCUAUAGAUGAAAGUGAUUGAAUAUUAUCAAAGUUGGCACUCAACUUUGUGAUUCUUGGUGUUGUUUUGAAAAACCAAAGACUGUACUUUGUCAGGCUCUAAAAUUGUGUUUGUAAAACAUGACCAUGAUUCAGUGCACAUAUGAUGUAGCAAUAUUGUUGGUCAAACAGGUAGUGUUUCAUCUACUCAGAAAUACCAGUGGCUGCUAAAAAUACAAGCGGUAUAUUACUAAAUACACGCUUCCUGAGACAGCCAAGACACAGCUUCCUCACACACAAAAACGACUGAUAAAUCCAGGCAAUGGACAGUUCCUUCCCCCAUAACAGUUACUGGAGGAAAAAGAACAUUUCUUCCCUGUCAACUUCUCGUACACUUUGUCUGUUCACUUGCUGAAAAAAUUGGGGACAUCCGGGCAUCCAGAUAGCGUAGCGGUCUAUUCCAUUGCCUACCAACACGGGGAUCGCCGGUUCGAAUCCCUGUGUUACCUCCGGCUUGGUCGGGUGUCCCUACAGACACAAUUGGCCGUGUCUGCGGGUGGGAAGCCGGAUGUGGGUAUGUGUCCUGGUCACUGCACUAGCGCCUCCUCUGGUCGGUCGGUCGGAUAGUGUGAUCCUCCCACGUGCUACAUCCCCCCGGUGAAACUCCUCACUGUCAUGUGAAACGAAGAGGCUGGUGACUCCACAUGUAUCAGAGGAUGCAUGUGGUAGUCUGCAGCGGCAGAGGGGGUGGAGAGGCGACCAGGACGGCUCGGAAGAGGGAAGUGUGAGGUAAUUGGCCGGGUAAAAUUGGGGAGAAAAAAAAAGGGGGGGGGGAUUAGGUACAUCCAUAUGUCCUUUGCUUAUCCAAGAACGCACGCAUUUUGUUGACAGGCAUUUGUAACAGCGCAAAACACCAGAUAUCAAUGUACACUUGGUGGUAAUUUCCAUAAAUCUGUCAGUGUCGUGGUUCAUGGAUCCAAAUACAUCCGAAAAAUUCUGUUUGACUCCCCCCACAUGACUAAUUCUCAGAAAAUUGAGGGACAAGACUCUUAUCUCCUUCGCCUCCAUGUCACCUCUUGGUUCAGAAAAUGUGCAGACAGUCCAAAUUUAAAUUUUUAUUUUUUUUCAAGUUAAUGAUGUAAUGAAAGCCUUUCAAAAUCCCAUGUGGAUAAACUGAAACACAGUGGUCAAGCUAAAUUUUAUUUUAAUUUUCUUGAUUCUUUAAAAGUUGAUAUUUUUGAGAUCAAAGUCUUUCUUCUGAUAGUGGUUCAGUUGAAAUAAAGAUGGAGUUGAAAUGA
Molecule: messenger RNA, 2085 nt
Organism: Lampris incognitus (smalleye Pacific opah)
Lineage: Eukaryota; Metazoa; Chordata; Actinopteri; Lampriformes; Lampridae
Gene: lto1
Product: LTO1 maturation factor of ABCE1
Exons: 6
Coding region: 43-459 (138 amino acids)
Source: RefSeq, a predicted model, not a curated record